UAUGCAAAAGUAAAGAAUGGAACGUCUGAAUAAGAAAAAUAUAUUAAGUAUAACUAUUACUCUUUGCAUAAUGAUGCUAACUUACUUUGGUUAUCAACCGAUUUACAGAGUUAAAGAAAUAAAACGAGGUGAAUAUUAUAUUUGGAACAUUACGCCUCAGCGACAUUCAGAUUUUUAUAAUGACAGCCGAAUUAUAUCAAAAUCAUAAGUUUUAUCUUUCUCAUUGUUUGGAAAUAACUGGGAAAGAUAUGGGGAAAAUGUUGAACAUGUUGCAAAAGAGGCAGCAAACAAUAGCUUAUAUAAAAAUUGGACCGUUCGAAUUUAUCACGACAAGUACUCCAUUACACUAAAUAAUGUUAUGCAGUUAACUAAACGUUAUCAAAAUUUAGAGUUUUUAAAUGUUAGUAACUUUGCCGAUUUGGAGACUAUUAACGGUAUGGUGUGGAGGUUUUUAAUAGUUGCAGAUAUAAAUGUAAAAAUUGCGUGUAUAAGAGACUUAGACUCAAAAAAUUUAGAAAGAGAAUUAGAUGCUGUAAAAGUAUGGUUAGCAUCAAGUAAGCUGGUUUAUUCAAUUAAAGAUCAUCCGCAACAUGCUAUUCCAAUUUUGGGAGGUAUGUGGUGCUUUAGAAAUGAACAAAAUCAAGAGCUAGGUUUUAAAAUAGCUAAACUUUGCAUUGAAAAUUGCAUGCAUCGUGAUCCGAUAAAGCAGUUGGAAGCGAGCUAUGGAGAUGAUCAGAAUAUUCUAAAUCAGCAUAUUUUCCCGCUUAUCCCCCAAAAUCUAUUUAUACACGAUUCUUAUUUGUGUCAUAAUGACGUAAUAAGUAAACUUUUUCCUUCAAAAAGAGACCUAAAUGGAGAGUUUGUUGGACAAAUCAGAGGCACAUCUGAAUAUUUGAAAAGUGUCCUGUUGCAUGUCGUCCAAAAAAACAUCAAGAUUGGGAAUAUUGCUAAUAAUGUAAUAAAAUAUUCAAGACUUAUAUUUUAUUAUAUAAUAAUUUUUUUAUUUUGUGCACGUUUUCUAACUUUGACUAAAAAAGCAAAUAUUGUUCAUAUUUCAACAUUUUAA
Messenger RNA from Hydra vulgaris (swiftwater hydra), 1066 nucleotides. The record is from RefSeq and is a predicted model, not a curated record. NCBI's taxonomy places the organism in Eukaryota, Metazoa, Cnidaria, Hydrozoa, Anthoathecata, Hydridae.